Messenger RNA from Microstroma glucosiphilum, 4332 nucleotides. RefSeq lists its product as hypothetical. Lineage: Eukaryota; Fungi; Basidiomycota; Exobasidiomycetes; Microstromatales; Microstromataceae. The record is from RefSeq and is a predicted model, not a curated record. Bases 1 to 4332 code for a protein of 1443 amino acids. The transcript has a single exon.
AUGGGCUCGACCCAAUACUAUCCCCCGCUCGCGUACCAGUCCGUCUUUGAUGACGAGAAUGACUUCUCUGCCGCCAAGACAGUAGGUAAAGGAGGUCUCACCAGCAUCACCACACCCACCAAGACGACGCGUACUGGUACCACACCCACCAAAGCACGGACCCCCACCUUCCGCCAUGCCGGCGAGGGACCGUACCCGUCAAUGUCCACCAUCUCUAGCGCUAGCGUCAGCAGUAUCGGCAGCACCAGCGCCGCGUCUAGUCUCGUCUCCCCUACGAAAAAGUCAGUGAGCCCAAAGGUGAACAAGAAGAAGAAGCUCUUUGCGCCCUCGCAGGCCAGCAUCGCCAUGCUCAACCCUGCACAUGCAAUGGGCAUCGACGUCGACGAUGAAAUAUACCAUCGUCACCAGACGGAAGAUCCAGAGACCGCUUCGAUGUUGGGGGGAGCGGGUUCAUAUGAAAGCCUCGCGUCGCCAGCUUCGGCCAGUCGGUCCGCUUCACCGCUCCGCUCACACGAACGCGUCGCUGCCGGGGAUGACUCGUACAGAAGCACGCCUGAGCUGGCGGCCUUCGCCGUGACGGAUCUUCAGAGCGCCUUGUCCCACGGUGGGGAUGCUGGACACAGUAGUGACGGUCGGCCUGCCGAAAAUUACACAGACUAUGACACCAUCUCGUACGGUCGGCCUGCUCAGCCUCCGCCCUUUCUCAACAAUCGACGACGAGCCAACACUAUGGCGUCAGUCUUCGAGGACGAUGAUGGUCAGGCAAGCCCGAGUGCUCCUUCACCAUCACGCAAGGUCGCUUUUCUGAUCAGGAAUCCCGCGUCAGAAGGCAUGAGCAGGGGUAGCAAAAGCGCGUCUGGUCACUCGUCAUCGGCAAACAAGUCGAUUGCACGCUUCUUCAGCUGGAAGAAGGGCGGCAAGUCGAAGAACCUCGAUGAGGACGAAGAGCCGUCCAGCGCUCCUCCUCAUGUCACCUAUUUCGAUCACUCGGGUCCCAUGGCCUCCCCGCUCAAGGAGACCUCGCCUAGCUUGCCCACAACUCCAGUGGGGCAGCAGGCGGCUCUGCCACUGGAGUCGGGACAAUUGCCGCAUCGCAAGACAGGGCCGAUGCCAAAGUCUAUUCUGCGCAAGCAAAGCGCUCCCGCUCUUCGUGAGCCUAGUCGUCCAUGGGCUGAUGCCACUAGUAUUCCUGCGAUUCCCAAGCGCUCGAUGGAGGCGCCUGGGGCUCUCUACGGUGGUGUUGAGGGCUUGAAUGCUGAUCGUGACUUGCACUUCAGUGGAGGCUCUCCUCAGCGUAUGCAGCAGGGCGGAAGAAGGCGUGAUCCUCCCAGCCCUCUUCGCAUGACUCCCUCGAGAUCGACGUCUUCUGACCUUUCGAGGGGCUACAGCGGUGUAGGUCGUGGAGUGGCACGAAGGGCGUCUGACGCCAGCAGUAUCAUGGUCGCUAGCCCUAUCAAGUCGCCCAGACGCAAGCAAGUACCCAGCCGCUUUGACGCAUUGCCAACAUGCCCUGCUCCUCGGGUCUUGUACAACAUUUCCUCGUCCCACCACGUCAGCAAAGUGAGCAAUCUCGGGGCCCUUGCAUCGCAGCACACCCUCUAUGCCAUCGAAGACGCCGUCGAGGAGGAGUUGGACGAGAUGCAGAGUCGUCGAAGGUCGAUGGCCCAUCGGGUUGCUGACGGUAUGAACGAUUAUGGCUUCGAAGAGCCUGCCCCGCGUACUUCUCCUGUGGAAAUCAAGGAUGUCAGUGCCGCAAAGACAAGCGGUUUAGGUCCAGGGCCCACAGCGUACAGAAGGAGGAGCCGAAGUGUGGGCGCAAUCGAGUCUGGAAAUCCGUUUGCGUCGGCUUUUGCGAUUUUCAACAGCGAGCGCUCCCUUCCGUCUGCAGCACCUCCGAGCUUCGACGGCGGUAUGGAGCGACUUGAUUCUGGCAGGGCUCAGCAUGAGCAAGAUGGGCGGACCCCUACUCAGAGGGACGUAGCGACUUUUGACUCGGGGGCUAGUGCUCAGCAGCAAUACGUCCCACUGUCGUCAGAGGAGCGACGAGCAGGUACUUCUCUGCAUAGAGCUACAGACUCGGGCAACUCCUCCGCUUCUUCAAACUCGGACGAUCUGUCGCUGUCUCAUGCCACUACCGUGGUUGCAACGAGGAGAGUCAACCUGGCCGGAACACGAGCAAAGGCAACUUCCGUUUCCAGCCCUUCCAUCACGGCCGCAAGGUUCACUGGUAGCAGCAGCAGCAGCAAUGCGGGCAGCAGUCCUCGUCUGAUGGCUACUCCUGUAUCGAAGCGAGGACAGAAUCACGGCCCAAUGGUCACUGUCCUGCCACCCACCCCCGAUAUGCCUGGUAUUGGAGCAUUCACAGGAUCGGCAAAGACGUCAUCCUCGCCGCUGAAGCCUGUCGAAUUUUCGGAAGAUGCCCUGCGAAGGACUUGGUCGGAGAGGAACAGCUGUCUCGUCGCCCUCAAAGCUGCCACAGGCGCCCUGCCCCCAUACGAGGAGCCCAUCGCAGAGGAGGCUGAGGACGAUACCUUGGUGCGGGAGGGCCUGUACGAGGUGAAUGACACGAGCAUGGAUGACCUUGGCCUCGACGACGAUGACCGCGACCCACUUCCGGGAUCCCUGCCGUACGAUUUCCCCACGGUGCCACCUGUGGCUCCGCUGAACAUCAAGCGUCGCCAAGGCUCCAGUCCGGACGUCUCUGCUACUUCCAAUGAGAGCAGCAAUAGCCUUGCGGAGUCGAACUCUACCAAGCUGGCUCCCUUGCCUCUGGCGUCCGACAGUGCCAAGACAGCUCCUAGAAUCCCUCUGUCCUUCUCCAAUGAGAGUAUCAUUUCGGGUCUCGACGAGCUCGACUGGCAUCCUCUGUCCUACUCCGACAGCCAGACCGUGUUGCCCUCCAUUACAACUUCGGCCAACUUGGAGUACGCAGCUCAUGUGGCCGCUGCCGCUGCCAGCAAGAAGCGACCUGCCAUGCCUGCGAUGCAGCAAGCGACUCAAGCCGAGCAGUAUGUGCAAGAAGAAGAAAUGGUCGAUCCUCACAUGGCCAGCUCUGCCUCGUCGUACCCUGUGUCACAAGAGCCAAGUCAUGCCUAUCUGGACAGCAUGACGGCCUCGGAGCCUUCGAAUGGCUCGAUGCCUUCGCUAGACUCUUCCUACACCUCUGUGGCCUCUCUCCAGCCGCUGUUGUCUCAGCAGUCGCAAGAAGCUCAGAGCAGCGGCUCUGCCAGCCACCCUAUGAUGCUUUCGACCGGCAGUACCGACAGUCUUUCCUCCAUGGUCACUACAGGUACAAGCAUUCUAUACCAGGAUGUGCCUGACACCGAGGUGCAGCGCUACAUGCAUCGCGCCCAACUCAGCCACGAUGCUUUCAGCGAUGAUCGAGCUGUGAAGAAGGCAGCCGCAUCGCAGCUGACGCCCAUGGUCAAGGUCUCUGAGGAGAACACCCCUCGACUUGGUGAUGGAGUGUGGCCCUCCUCGGCGCAGCAGAGCAAGAAGACGUCCCCCUCGGCUUCGCCUUCAUACCCCUCUAUCAAGAUCAGCGACACCUCUGCCAGUGGCUCGCCUCCAAUGUCCUACGACUCUUCGAUGGGUAGUGGUCUAGGGCUGUCCAUGCUUGGCCCUUACGAAGGCAAAGCAGCAGCGCCUAGAGUCUCCUCUCGCAGGACUAGCUCCCGCUCUCCCUCUCCUGCUCUGUCCUCUCGCAACACCGGUGCUCGCUCCGUUACUCCCACGCAACGCUCUCCCGUCAGUGAUCACUCUGGCGGGUCCUCUCCCUCUGUGGGAUACGGCCUGGGCUUGGAUCUGGGAGCAGGUCAGAUGAAACCAGGUGUGGCGAGUGCGACGCAGAUUGAGUACACGCCAACGCGCGUCUUGGUCAAGGACUCGAGGGCCAACCUUGGAAGGGGAACUUGGGAGGAACAACAGGCGCAGCAACAGCAGUACUUCUAUGAUGCACAAGCUAGGGCUAGCAGGCGUCCUAGAGCUCCGGCAUCUGCUAUGGCGCAGGCACAAGCUCAGGCUCAGGCUCAGGCUCAGGCACAGGCGCAGACGCAGGGCAGGCUGGCUUCCUCUCCUCAAAAUCAGCCUCAACAACUCCAACAGCAGCAACCGCAGCAAUACUACCAGCCUCAUCAAGAACAGCUCUUCCAGCCUCACUACCAACCAGUCCAUGCCUCCUCUUCUGAGCAGCAGGACCAGCAACAUUGGCAAUAUGCACACAGUCAGAAUCAGAAUCAAGCAGAUUACCAGCAACACUACCUCCGACCUGACUCGCAGGGCUACGAGUCGCUGCGCGACUCGGGCGAAUGGGAGAUGGGAGUGGCUCUUUAA